Molecule: messenger RNA, 348 nt
Organism: Drosophila rhopaloa
Lineage: Eukaryota; Metazoa; Arthropoda; Insecta; Diptera; Drosophilidae
Exons: 1
Coding region: 1-201 (66 amino acids)
Source: RefSeq, a predicted model, not a curated record
AUGCGGUUCUUAGUAGUUUACGCCCUGGCGGCUUUUCUGGCCAUUUCCGUUGUAACAGCAUUUUUUCCAUCCACAGUCAGUGGAAGUGACCAAGGAAACUCUAGUGAUCAACCGGUUAUUCGACCAAUUCCCUGGUGGCCCAGAUGGGGUGGUAUCGGUCCAGUUGUUUUAAAUACAGCCCCAACCAAGGCAUCGACAUGAACCCUUUUAGAUAAACCUACUGUAUUGUUUAAAAGCAAAAGUCAAACACAUAAACACCCCCGCUUGUAAAACUUUCCACCGAGGCAAUUGUUCAAAUACCAAAAGCGUAAAUAAAGAUUUCUGGCAAAAUCUAUGAAUCGACCAAAA